Molecule: messenger RNA, 1526 nt
Organism: Nymphaea colorata (pocket water lily)
Lineage: Eukaryota; Viridiplantae; Streptophyta; Magnoliopsida; Nymphaeales; Nymphaeaceae
Exons: 6
Coding region: 70-1143 (357 amino acids)
Biological process (GO): protein dephosphorylation
Molecular function (GO): protein tyrosine/serine/threonine phosphatase activity
Source: RefSeq, a predicted model, not a curated record
CGUCGCAAAGAAGCGUGAGGGAUUCGCCGGAACCCGGGAGCAUCUUCUUCCUUUUUUCCGACGAUCGAGAUGCCUUUUCCGGUUAGAGACAGACUCUUGAUCGGCGAUAUCAACGACGCGGCGGAUGUCCUCCUCGGCCGUGGUCCGCGGGAGAUCACUCACCUCCUCUCUCUCCUCAGCUCGGUGUCCGUCUCAUUCUUUUCCGAGUGGCGGCCUAGGCUCGAGAUUCCGGCGAAGGAAGUCCGGAAAGUCUUUGCCGCUGGAGAAGAGCGGCCGGAGGCGGGCGAGGGGUUGAAGCAGGGAGAGGAAGGUAGGAUUUUGGGCGUGGUGCAAAUGGCGGGAGAGGGACUAAGGUUCGUGAGGAUGGCGGUCCCCUUGAGGGAUAUGGAGAGCGAGAAUUUGCUGGACUAUCUGGAUGUGUGCUUGGACUUCAUCGAGAAAAGCCGCGCCGAGGGCACGAUUCUGGUGCAUUGCUUUGCUGGCGUAUCGCGGAGUGCAGCUGUCAUGACAGCAUAUCUGAUGAGAAGUGAACAGCUAUCCCAAGAAGAUGCUUUGGAAUCGCUGCAUCAAAGCUGUGAAUUGGUUUGCCCCAAUGAUGGUUUCCUUGAGCAGUUAAAGAUGUUUGAGAAUAUGGGGUUUAAGGUGGAUCGAACAAGCCCUAUCUACAAGCGCUUUCGCUUAAAAUUACUGGGUGAGGCAUACAGUAGAGGUGAGAAGAUAGAUGGCUCAGGAUUUGGUACUGAUCCAGGUUUGCCUGAUCAAGUCAGUUCUCGGGCUGAUACAUUGACCGACAAGCCAAAGACAGCCUUCCGUUGCAAAUCAUGUAGGAGAGUUGUUGCAACACAGGACAAUGUGAUCAGCCAUACACCAGGUGAAGGGGAAGCAUGCUUCAGUUGGGCAAAGCGUAGAAGUGGACACCCAUUUAUUCGGGCUGACGAGAUUGAGUGCUCAUCUAUAUUUAUUGAACCUCUUAAAUGGAUGAAAGCAGUUGAGGAUGGUGCAAUGGAGGGAAAGCUGUCCUGCAUCCAUUGCCAAUCUCGUUUGGGUUACUUUAACUGGUCAGGCAUCCAAUGCAGUUGUGGUAGCUGGAUCACCCCUGCUUUUCAGCUUCACAAGAGUCGAAUUGAUGUCUGCAGCCUAUAACUGGUUGUGCGGUAACUCCUGGAAAAGUGAUGAUCAAAAUAUAUGAGUUCAGAGAGGAGGUUUCAUAUACCUGUACAUGCUUUCGUUGUGAAAACUCGGGGCUUUAAGCGUUCCAGAAAGCUCGCUCUAUGAUGACACCAUGGGGCUGUAGCUGGAGUCUCUGAAAGUGGACUUGUAUCCAAAUAUACUUUCCCUUUUCUGCUUAUAGUUCUUUGAGAAUUUUCGUUUUGCUUUCCUGUUUACAUUAUGAAACAAGAAGGGCUUAUGUGAGCGUAGCCUCUUUAUGUAUGUCAGGAAGGAGGUUUGUUCCGGUACUGGCCUUUUCAUAUGUAUAUUGCUGAAUUAUGAGUAAAAAUUAUUUUGGCUCGUCAAACUGUAAAAAA